This is a messenger RNA of Epinephelus lanceolatus (giant grouper), 293 nucleotides long. The record is from RefSeq and is a predicted model, not a curated record. NCBI's taxonomy places the organism in Eukaryota, Metazoa, Chordata, Actinopteri, Perciformes, Serranidae.
AAUGUGAUGUUCCUGGGAGAUUUCCACGCCGGCUGUGCCCACAUGACGCGAGCUGACAAGAAAAAGAUCAGACUGUUCACCAACUCCAGUUUUUUCUGGCUGAUCGGAGACAAAGUGGACACCACCGUCACCGAGGACACCACCUGUGCUUAUGACAGGAUUGUGGUACAUGGGAAAUCCUUCCUGAGGGCCAUCACUCCGUUCUCUGCAAAAGUCUUCAACUAUGUCAAAGAAUUCAAACUCACCAAGGCCAAGGUUUGUCUGUUUGUCUGUAUCUGUGUGUCUAAAGCCCC